ACCCUGCCCAGAGCCAGCCCGGGAGCCCUGUCUUUCUCUGUCUCUUACAAUCUUGGCUGGUGGUGAGACAUUAAUCUCUUCCAACUGGAGCAGCUACACUUUGUUUUCGUCCUGAGAGGAGGCCAAAAGGAGCCGGCCCCAGGGAGCCAUGGCCUCUACUAUCACCAGCAUUCCGGAGCAUUCCGAAGAUGUGCAGAGGGAACACGAUGUGCUCAACUGUCACAAUGACGGCCAAGACAGGAAGAAGGGUGGGCAGUCCAGAAGCGCCAGCAGCAACAACCUGGUCUAUGGCAUCCUGGACGUCCCCCCCUGGUACCUCUGCAUCCUCCUGGGGAUCCAGCACUUCCUCACGGCUCUGGGGGGACUUGUGGCAGUGCCACUCAUCCUGGCCAAGGACCUGUGUCUGCAGCAUGACCCGCUGACUCAGAGCUACCUCAUCAGCACAAUUUUCUUCGUCUCCGGCCUCUGCACUCUCCUGCAAGUGUUUUUUGGAGUCAGGCUGCCCAUUCUCCAGGGAGGGACAUUUGGUUUUGUGGCACCCUCUCUGGCCAUGCUCUCCCUCCCUGCUUGGAAGUGUCCAGAGUGGACAUUCAAUGCCACCCUGGUGAACACCGACUCUCCUGAAUUCAUAGAGGAAUGGCAGAAGAGAAUCCGAGAGCUGCAGGGCGCCAUCAUGGUCGCUUCCUGUGUCCAGAUCCUGGUGGGAUUCUCAGGCCUCAUUGGGUUUCUCAUGCGCUUCAUUGGCCCCUUGACCAUUGCUCCGACCAUCUCCCUGGUGGCCUUGCCUCUCUUUGAGUCUGCGGGUAACAACGCCGGCAUCCACUGGGGGAUUGCUGCCGUGACCAUCUUCCUCAUCGUGCUAUUUUCUCAGUACCUGAAAAAUGUUGCCAUGCCCCUGCCCGUUUAUGGAGGAGAGAAGAAGUGUCACACGUCUAAGUUCUACCUGUUUCAGGUCUUCCCGGUGAUGCUGGCGCUCUGCAUCUCGUGGCUUCUCUGCUUCGUGCUCACAGUCACCAACACUCUUCCCACGGCCCCCACGGCCUAUGGGCACCUGGCCCGCACCGACACCAAAGGCAAUGUCCUGAGCCGGGCUCCUUGGUUUCGCUUCCCUUACCCAGGACAGUGGGGCCUCCCCACCAUCAGCCUGGCUGGGGUCUUUGGGAUCAUUGCAGGGGUCAUCUCCUCAAUGGUGGAGUCGGUAGGCGAUUACUACGCCUGCGCGCGGCUGGUGGGGGCCCCACCCCCUCCGAGGCACGCGGUCAACCGAGGCAUCGGCAUCGAGGGUCUUGGCUGUCUGCUGGCAGGAGCCUGGGGGACAGGCAACGGGACCACCUCCUACAGCGAGAAUGUCGGGGCGCUGGGUAUCACCAGGGUGGGGAGCAGGAUGGUGAUGGUCGCCGCCGGCUGUGUGCUGCUCCUGAUGGGUGUAUUUGGGAAGAUCGGGGCUGCCUUUGCCACCAUUCCAACCCCUGUGAUGGGAGGCAUGUUCCUGGUGAUGUUCGGGGUCAUUGCCGCCGUGGGGAUUUCUAAUCUGCAGUACGUGGACAUGAACUCGUCCAGGAACCUCUUUAUCUUUGGCUUCUCCAUCUACUGUGGCCUCGCCAUUCCCAACUGGGUGAACAACAACUCUGAGAAGCUCCAGACAGGGAUUCUCCAACUGGACCAAGUCAUCCAGGUCCUGUUGACCACGGGCAUGUUUGUCGGUGGAUUCCUGGGCUUUCUCCUGGACAACACCAUCCCCGGAAGCCUGGAGGAGAGAGGCCUCCUGGUGUGGAAUCAAAUCCAGGAGGAGUCUGAGGAGACUGCGAGGGCCUUGGAAGUGUACUCCCUCCCCUGUGGGAUCGGCAACACGUCCUGCACGGCGCCCUGUGCCCAGCGUCUCCCCUUCUGGCCCAGGAGGGAAGCUGGGAAAGGUGAGCAGGGAGUGAGCCUGCUCAGCUGCUUCUCCCCGGAUCCCUCGGGAGAGUGCUCCGAGGGCACCGAAGAAACCAAGAUAUGAGAAGAGCUGUCCUCACGCCUGCCCCCCGCGCCCCCCCCCCCCGCCGCCCCGGGGUUCCUCGCCCCCCACCUCGGGUGCUCGGCUCCUCAUACGAGGGCGGGUGGGCACCCCACACACUGUGGCAGCCAAAUUAGAUUAAGACCAUGAGGCGUGGGCUUUGACACAGUCACUUAGUCACCACACCCUCCCAGAGAAAACCAGUCUCCAGCGUAACCCAGUGUCCACACAGAAACUUUCUUCGUGCACGUGCUCUUGGCAACCUAUUGACUUGUGGGGAGGGAAAGGCCUGGGGUGAGGCAGGGGACGGAGUUGGGGCUGUUUGCUGAAAGGUGACAGGGACAGUUCUCUUCCUCCUCAAAGAGGCAGGAUGCUGGAACCCCGCCAGUCCUCUCCCUCCGUGCACCGGCCCCUCAGGGCUGGCUCUUCAGGACAGGGGAGAAGUACCCUCUGUUCUUCCAGCACCUUCUCUGAACUCCUGGUGCUCCGGCUGGCAUCCAGCUCAGGCUGUUUGUCAUGGAUUGUUCCUGAAUUUCACUUUCUUGGCAUCGAGCGCACUGACUCCAGCGUGGGCUUCGGUCCAGUAGGCCGCCGAGGGGUCACAACGCGCUCCACGAGGUGGCCUCCUCGUUUCAUUCUUUAACGAGGCCUCAGGACUGCAGCACUAACUCCCGCCCGAGUUCCCAGCGGGCUGGGCUGCCCUGCAAAUUUCAGAUUUGCAGUCUCCACAAUUAUGCGAAGCAGUUCCUUAAAAUCAAACCCCCAAGCCCG
Molecule: messenger RNA, 2767 nt
Organism: Hyaena hyaena (striped hyena)
Lineage: Eukaryota; Metazoa; Chordata; Mammalia; Carnivora; Hyaenidae
Product: solute carrier family 23 member 1-like
Exons: 12
Coding region: 149-1999 (616 amino acids)
Biological process (GO): transmembrane transport
Cellular component (GO): membrane
Molecular function (GO): transmembrane transporter activity
Source: RefSeq, a predicted model, not a curated record